This is a messenger RNA of Parus major (Great Tit), 4489 nucleotides long. RefSeq names its product spermatogenesis-associated protein 2-like protein. The transcript is spliced from 2 exons. Lineage: Eukaryota; Metazoa; Chordata; Aves; Passeriformes; Paridae. Bases 16 to 1791 code for a protein of 591 amino acids. The record is from RefSeq and is a predicted model, not a curated record. Gene Ontology annotation, cellular component: cytoplasm.
CGCGGGGGGGCCGCCAUGGCGGAGCCGGCGCUGCUGAGGGAGUACGUGUCGCAGCUGGCGGCCCGCGCGGCGCAGGGACAGCUCGCGGCCUGCGCUGACCCCGCGCUCAAGGCCCGGGCGCGGCGGCUGCUGGGCCCGGGGCGCCGCGGGGCCCUGGACUUGCGCGGCGUGGCCGAGCGCUGCCGGCAGGCGCGGGGCGGCCGCGCCCUGCUCAAGGCGCUGGAGCUGCUGGAGCUGCUGUGCGUCAACCUCCUGUUGUGCCCCUGGCGCCGGGAGAUCCGCUCCCUCAAGACUUUCACUGGGAAUUUUGUCUACUACAUCCAGCCAGUGCUUCCAGAGGACCUUGUGAAAGCAGUCCUGGAGAAAAUAGGUUAUGUUGCAACUACAGCAACAGAGUUUUCACUUGUCAAAAAGAGAAACAAUGAGGAAAUGAAGCAGACUGCAUUUGAGAUAUUCCUGGCAAGAAUCGAGUGUGAAGCCAUCCUCGAGAUGACAAAUGAAGAAAAAUGUGGCAAUUUGGAGAGGAGCCCACAGCAGGGAACACAAACACAUCAGCAUCGAGGAGAGGAGGAUGAGGAAGAUCAGACACCCCAGAGAGGAGAUGCUGAAAGUCUGGGAAAUGAAGGGAACAGUGAGACACCUUUGUGCCUUGCUCCCCAGCAGAAGUGUUCAGCUACCUGUGCUGCAUCCUUUGAAGCCGCUGGGAAUGUGAGGAUCAGAGGGAACGCGGCUCAGUCAGCAGCUGCUGCAUCCCCCGGCAGCCUGCAGGAGCGCCAAAGGCAAGGCUCCAACAGCGCCCAUCUCCCGGGCAAGUGCUCAGACAGCGAGGACUUCCUGAUCAAAUACAGUGACAUUGUCAUAGGGCAAACACCCAUCUUCAGUGAGAAUCUCUCUCCAAAGGCUUUGGAAAAGGAGCCAGGAGCCAGGCUGAGUGAGGAGUGUGUCUUGGCAGGGGCUGCAGAGUUGGCUGCACGAGCGCCGGGGCCUGCACCUCUGUCCCCGGGAGCCAGUGGCCCCCCCGCCUUUGACAUGUUUGUUGACAGCUCCUGUGACACCAAAACCAUCUUGGAGUUUGAAGCUCCAGGAGUCCCAGAAGGAUCAAUUGAAGCAGAAAUUAAUGAUGCCAUAAAUUGCAUAGAUCCAGCCCCUGGUGAUGAACCCACUGAGCUCAAGUCUCUGCCCUACAAGGACUUUGCCCAAAACUGCAGCGUCCCCAGGGAAGAGGGUGUUUGUGAGCUGUCUUUAACCUUCACAGAACUACAAAUCAAGGAUGCUCAGGAAGCACUUACAUAUCCAGUAGAGGAAACUGGCCAGCCUGAGGCAGUGGCCUAUGCAGGAACAAGUGACAGGCACGUUAGAGAAUUUAAUCACUCCCAAAUAAAACAGACUUUCCUGACUGAUGCUGAGCUGCACAAGAGAGCAGCACCACACACGGAGCCACCUUCAGGUCUGUGCUGCACUGCUGGGCACACAGAGGAGUCCACUGCUGCUUCUGACAGCAAGAGACUAUUCAUGGAUCCUGCUAAGACACACCCAGCUUCUGAGUGCUUCAGGCACGUCAGAGAGCCCCCCAACCUCACCUACAUCCCCCCCCAGAGCAUGGAUGUGCGGCCCUCACACGGGGACAGGAGCAGCGCGCGGGGCAGGAGGAGCCUGCUGCAGCCUGCAGCUGGCUCUGCUCCAGGCAGGGAAGGGAAGCUGGAGAACUGUAAUUCCCAAGAGACUGACAGCCAGGAGCCUUAUGUCAUCAUUGACAGAACCGACCAGGCAGUGCUGUGCCAUCACACCUGAGGCUCUAGUGCUUCAUUGGUAAUUACCUGGGGGGAUUGUCCUCUCACCUGUGGCCUUGAUCCUGUUGUCAGGGAGAUGUCUUGCUUUGUCAAAACAGUUCUAAAAAAACCCAAACCACAUCACUGCUUUGGGACAGUAAAUAGCAGAAGUUACACAAAUUCUUCAUUUCACAAGGAAACCUGAAUGGUAACCUUAAUAAAGGGUAGGCAAACUGCUAUAAAUUUAAAUCCAUUUAAUUCAUCAGUCAGAUUCCUUCUGGCUGUUCUUAAUGACAGACAGAUUUCUUCAGCUGGGCAUCCUACUUUUCUUUUUUCCCUUCACAGACCUAUUCCUAGAAUAUUCUUCCAGUACAAAGAACAUUCUUCUAAACUGGAAGACCCAGCUUUAGAAAUGCCAUGCUGGAGUGUACUUCUGUUAACUCUGCAUUCCUUUGAAGCUGUGUCUGAGCUGAUGUUCCUCCUGACUUCAGCUGAACACAGGUUUAGAAAGUUUGAUAACAUUCCUUUAGCUUUAAAGAGGAAAACAGCUCUGUGAACACUUGGUUUUGUAGAGGCAUUACAGGUUUUAUAUCCACCUCCAUUUGUUACCAAAGUAUUUUGUGGCCACCACCACAAUUUCCAAGAGAAGCCUUGAGCAUUUUAACUGGCAGCCAGCAGAGAGAGCUCCAGCCAUGGCUGCCAUUUCCCUUUCCCCUGCUCCUGAUACUUAAUUCUGCACCAGAAGUUCACAGAAUUUUUCUGCAGGCCAGUUCAUCUCACUAAAAUGAAGGGAAAACAAUCUCAUUCUUUGCCAUUUUAGUGGCAGGAAAAAAAUCUGCUCAGAGAAGGAUCCCAGUGAGCAGCAGAGGCAGGAUCAGGGGUCUCCUGCAGGUGGGAGUGCUGUGUGGAAAGCUCAGGAGUGUUGGAUCAGCUGGAAGCUCCCAGCACUGAGAGCCUGUGUCUCACACAGCUCUGAAUUCUUUUAGCAAAGUGCACUGCUGCUGUGCUUAGGCACAGUCUGCAGUGCUGCUUCAUAAUACAGGUACCUCCAAGGGGUGCCAGAGGGUGGUGCCAGACUCUUCUGGGUGGUGCCCAGCAGCAGGAUGAGGAGCUGUGGCCAUAAACUAAAACACAAAAAGUUUCAUCUCAACCUGAAGAAGAACUUGUUUUCCUGGAGGUGGCAGAGCCCUGGAGCAGAUGCCCAGGGAGGCUGUGGAGUCUCCCUCUCUGGGAUAUUCCAAACCUACCUGGACAUGCUCCUGUGUCACCUGCUCCCAGUGACCCUGCCUGGGCAGGGCUUGGACUGGGUGACCUCCAGAGGUCCCUUCCAACCCCAAAAAUCCUGGGAUUCUGUGUUACACUAGACACUUUAAUACUGCUUCAAGUAGCUUUUUCAGUAGCACUGAAAUGUGUGCUGGCUUGGGCUGGGCUAGAGUUAAUUUUCUUCACAGUGGCUAAUAUGGAGCUCAGUUUUGAAUGCUAAAAAAUGCCUUUCAUGUACAGUUAAAAUAUUAGCUGAAAUUAAUAUUUUAUGAAUUGCUUAUAAUUGACUUUUAUCCCUGAAAAAGUUCAGAGGAGCACACAUGGAUUAGACUAGAAAAACCUCAGGAACUAAAAUACAAAGAUUUGCUUUUUGAACAACUAAUGGUUGCAAUUCUGUCAUCCUCUGUGUACAUCCAGCAGUGUAGGAGAAAGAGAACUUUGGCCAAGGUAACACCAGGGGACAGAACUGCCUUCAGCUCUGGGUGGGGUUGUGAGAAAUGUGUGUUAGGAAUAAAAAGUGUUCACAGGGCUGUGUCUUCACAAGUAACAGUGGCAUCCUUUGGGCUGUAAGAUUCCCUGUACUAAACCAUUAAGUGACAUUUUCUGUGCUGUGCAAAAUGUAUGUCCAUAGUGAAAUUAGAAUUAAGAACAAACUGCAGAUGACUGAGCUUCAUACAUACAGUACCAUUUCCAAAGAAAUCCUUCUUUUGGACUCUUAGAUAAGAAAAAGCUCUGAAAGUUUAACAGAAGGUAUCAAGAAUAUCAGGUAUCCCCCUGCAAAGAAGCUGCAAUAAGUAAGAUAAUUAUUUAGCACGCAAAAUCUUACUUUUAAGCUUGAAUUCUAAAGAUUUACAACAGAGCAGUAGAACAGCGUUCCUGGGAUGACAAGCUUUAGUACCAAUGUAGUACUUCACUAGGAAAUGUUCUCUCUGUGCUCUUAUCCUUACUGAGUUGCAGUGUUUUAGAAAAGAAACAGCUCAUCAGAUGGGAGUAACAAGACAGGAGCUGCAGUUCCUGACUGGGUGUGAUUCUUUCAGGGCAAUGGGCUUUAGGCAAACCAGAGCCCUACAACAGCAGUGAUGUCCAAAAGCAGCACCAUCAGAUACUGUUGAAAAGCCACAUAACUGAAUGCUUCUAUCCUGCACUAAGUGCCUGACAAAUGUCUGUACAAAGUGAUCAAAGUGCUAAUGAAGCCUUGCUUGUUCCAGCUAAACCAACCAAAACCAGUAGGGGAAAAACAGAUUCUGUACUGCCAUGAUCAUUCCCCUGAAAUCCCCAGAUGAAUGUGAGAGCAGUCUGAGUGCUGCAUUGAAAGGAUUCCCUUGAAGGCAAAGCACAAGUGAAGAGCAACUCAGCUCUCCCUUUAACAAGUCCAAGAAUGAAACCCCCACUGGUUUUCACUGCUCUCCAAGUACUUACAGGUCAUAAUAAACUGAUUGUGAUAUAAACCCAGAAAA